Molecule: messenger RNA, 9312 nt
Organism: Castor canadensis (American beaver)
Lineage: Eukaryota; Metazoa; Chordata; Mammalia; Rodentia; Castoridae
Source: RefSeq, a predicted model, not a curated record
CGGGCCCCGGGCCCGGUGAAGCGCGGCGCGGCGGGAUGCGGCGACGGCCGUGGCGGGGCCGCGGGCCGGCCGAACGGGCGCGGUGAUGAGCGUCGGAGGCCGCCGCCAUGUCCAAGGUAACGGCGCCCGGGCCCGGGCCGCCGGUGGCGGCGGCAGGCGGGAAGGAGAAGCGCUCCUUCAGCAAGCGGCUGUUCCGGAGCGGCCGCGCGGGCGGUGGCGCGGGGGGCCCGGGACCGGCCGCGCCCUCGUCGCCGUCCUCGGCGCGCUCUGUGGGCAGCUUCAUGAGCCGUGUCCUCAAGACGCUGUCCACGCUCUCGCACCUUAGCUCCGAGGGCGCCGCCCCGGACCGCGGCGGCCUCCGCAGCUGCUUCCCGCCCGGCCCGGCCGCCGCGCCCACGCCGCCGCCGUGCCCGCCGCCGCCGCCGCCCGCCGCCGCCGCGCCCGCGCCACCCGCCUGCGCGGCCGAGCCAGUGCCCGGCGUGGCGGGGCUCCGCAACCACGGCAACACGUGCUUCAUGAACGCCACGCUGCAGUGCCUCAGCAACACCGAGCUCUUUGCCGAGUACCUGGCGCUCGGCCAGUACCGCGCGGGCCGGCCCGACCCCGACCCCGACCCCGACCCCGAGCCCGAGCCCGAGCCGCCCGCCGGCCGCGGCGCGCAGGGCCAGGGCGAGGUCACCGAGCAGCUGGCGCACCUCGUGCGCGCCCUGUGGACGCUGGAGUACACGCCGCAGCACAGCCGCGACUUCAAGAGUAUUGUGUCAAAGAAUGCACUGCAGUACCGGGGAAAUUCCCAGCAUGACGCCCAGGAGUUUCUGCUGUGGCUUUUGGACCGAGUUCAUGAAGAUCUCAAUCAUGCUGUAAAGCAGAGUGGCCAGCCUCCUCUGAAGCCACCGUCAGAGACUGAUAUGAUGAUGCCUGAGGGGCCAUCUUUUCCUGUGUGUAGCACUUUUGUACAAGAACUUUUUCAAGCCCAGUACAGAUCUUCUUUGACAUGCCCUCAUUGUCAGAAACAGAGCAACACUUUUGAUCCUUUCCUCUGCAUUUCUUUGCCAAUUCCUCUGCCCCACACAAGGCCUCUCUAUGUCACCGUAGUGUAUCAAGGCAAAUGUUCCCACUGCAUGAGAAUUGGCGUGGCUGUGCCUCUGUCUGGGACUGUUGCCAAGCUUCGGGAAGCAGUGUCUAUGGAGACAAAGAUCCCCACUGAUCAGAUUGUGUUAACGGAAAUGUAUUAUGAUGGGUUCCAUCGUUCCUUUUGUGAUACAGACGACCUGGAAACGGUCCAUGAAAGUGAUUGCAUCUUUGCCUUUGAGACUCCAGAAAUCUUUAGGCCUGAAGGAAUUCUCAGUCAAAGAGGCAUUCACUUAAACAACAAUCUAAACCACUUGAAAUUUGGCCUGGAUCAUCAUAGACUGUCUUCCCCAACACAAGCUGCAGCUAAGCAGGGGAAGACGGAUUUGCCCAGCAUGCGAGCAGGAAGUGACAAGAUUGUUCUUCUGGUGUGCAACCGAGCCUGUACGGGGCAGCAAGGGAAAAGGUUUGGUCUGCCUUUCGUCCUGCACUUGGAGAAGACAGUGGCCUGGGACCUCCUGCAGAAGGAAAUCCUGGAGAAGAUGAAGUACUUCUUGAGGCCCACGGUUUGCAUUCAGGUGUGUCCAUUCAGUCUGCGCGUGGUCAGUGUUGUGGGGAUAACGUACCUGCUGCCCCAAGAGGAGCAGCCUCUGCGCCACCCGACAGUAGAAAGGGCACUAAGAUCCUGUGGACCAGGUGGCACAGCGCAUGUGAAAUUAGUAGUAGAAUGGGACAAGGACACAAAAGAUUUCUUGUUCGUAAACACUGAAGAUGAGUACAUCCCAGAUGCAGAGAGUGUCCGUAUACAGAGGGAGCGCCAUCAUCAGCCUCAGAGCUGCACCUUAUCCCAGUGCUUCCAACUCUACACCAAAGAGGAGCGGCUUGCCCCGGACGAUGCCUGGCGGUGCCCACACUGCAAGCAGCUGCAGCAGGGGAGCAUCACAUUGAGCCUGUGGACCCUGCCUGAUGUGCUUAUCAUCCACCUCAAGAGGUUUCGCCAGGAAGGAGACAGGCGUAUGAAACUUCAGAACAUGGUCAAGUUUCCCUUGACUGGCCUGGACAUGACACCUCAUGUGGUUAAGAGAAGCCAAAGCAGCUGGAGCUUGCCAUCCCAUUGGUCCCCAUGGAGACGGCCCUAUGGACUCGGGAGGGACCCUGAGGACUACAUCUAUGACCUGUAUGCUGUGUGCAAUCACCAUGGCACCAUGCAAGGGGGGCACUACACAGCGUACUGUAAGAACUCUGUGGACGGUCUCUGGUAUUGCUUCGAUGACAGUGAUGUCCAACAGCUGUCAGAAGAUGAGGUAUGCACACAGACGGCCUACAUCCUUUUCUACCAGAGGCGGACAGCCAUCCCAUCCUGGUCAGCCAACAGCUCAGUGGCAGGUUCUACAAGUUCUUCUCUGUGCGAGCACUGGGUGAGCCGGCUCCCAGGGAGCAAGCCAGCCAGCGUGACCUCUGCUGCCUCCUCCAGACGCACCUCCCUGGCCUCGCUCUCGGAGUCUGUGGAGAUGACUGGGGAAAGGAGUGAAGAUGACGGAGGCUUUUCCACUCGACCAUUUGUGAGAAGUGUCCAGCGUCAGAGCUUGUCGUGCAGAUCUUCUGUCACCAGCCCCUUGGCUGUCAAUGAAAACUGCAUGAGACCCUCCUGGUCCCUGUCUGCCAGGCUGCAGAUGCGCUCCAACUCUCCCUCCCGGUUCUCAGGGGACUCUCCCAUUCACGGCUCCGCCUCUACUCUGGAGAGGAUUGGAGAGGCAGGGGAUGACAAAGUCUCCAUCUCUUGCUUUGGUAGCCUACGAAACCUUUCUAGCAGCUACCAGGAGCCAAGCAACAGUUACGGUCGACGCGAGCACAAGGCCAUGGGCCGGGCCCCACUGGCUGUCAUGGAAGGUGUGUUCAAAGACGAGUCAGAUGCCCGCAGAUUGAACUCUGGUGUCGUAGAUGCACAGAACCAAAACUUAGCACAAGGGGAUUGUUUGCCUCCCGUCUCUGAUCCAUUUGACAAUAAUAACCAGAUUGCUUAUGUGGAUCAGAGCGAUUCUGUAGAUAGCUCUCCAGUCAAAGAGGUGAAACCCCCAGGCCACCUGGUCUCCCUCACAAAGAAAUCAGAGAGCACAGCCAAGAUAUCCCCCAGUGCCAGAGGCACUCCUGAGCCAGAGAAAAGUGUGCGGAAGGGACGACCGGCCCUGGCGAGCCAGGAAUCGUCUCUUUCAAGUACUUCUCCUUCCUCUCCCGUCCCUGUGAAGGUUUCUGUGAAGCCCUCCCGCUCUCGGAGCAAAGCCGAUUCUUCUGCCAGGGCCAGUGGGCGGCAUUCGGCCCCUGCACCAGCCCAACCCAGGAAGGAGUCGUCUCCCAAGUCCCAGGACUCUCUGUCUUCUCCUUCACUGCAGAAGCAGAAGUCGACCUCUGCCCUUGCUAACAGCUCAGCCUCCACAGCUGCCAAAAAAGCUUCAGGCCCUGCCCCCAAAGGCCCCUUUCCUCCUGGAAGGAGCAGGACUUCAGACCGGAGCUUGAGCCGAGAGGGCUCCCGACAAAGUUUGGGUUCUGACAGAGCCAGCAUGACCUCCACCUCCAAGCCCACCUCCCCUCGGGUGAGCCAGGCCAGAGCAGGGGAGGGCAGAGGUGAUGGCAAGCAUGUGCGUAGCUCCUCCAUGGCCAGCCUGCGUUCCCCCAGCACGAGCAUGCGCUCCAGCCUGAAGAGGGACAGCAAGUCUGAGGACAAAGGGCUGUCCUUCUUCAAGUCAGCCUUGAGACAGAAGGAAACCCGGCGCUCUACUGAUCUUGGCAAGACAGCCUUGCUAUCUAAAAAGGCUGGUGGGAGCUCUGUCAAGUCAGGGGGGAAGGGUACUGUGGAGGACAAAGCAGAAAGAGGCCACCUUCCUCCAGGCCCCCAGCAGCCCAGUGCGAGCACACUUGGAAAGGAACCGCUUGUCUCCAAGGAUCCCACUUCCGCCAAGCAUUCCCUGCUGUCUGCCCGCAAAUCCAAGCCUUCCCAGCUGGAUUCCCGAGUACCCUCGCCUCCCAGUGGCAGACAGGCCGCGGAGAAAGCCUCCAAAAAGUUACCUGCCAGCAUGCGCACCUCUGCACGGCCUUCUCAUACACCUCAGUGAUGUUUCUGCGGUCCAAGUGUUUUAUCUGUUUAAUCUCAUACCUGGAACUCACAGGAGGAUUUGGAGUGUAUUCACUGACAGUGGCGGUGCAAAUGGCGUUUCUUAUACAGAAAAGGGGGCUCCUCACAGAAAUCUCACAGAUAAGCAAAAUGCAUAUGUUUUCAAGCUUUGUGGAGGUCUCCUGGCAUUACUUUGUAGUUCCAUUUUUAACGUCUUUUCUCUUUGUCUAUUUUUUUAAAAUGUCAAGAAAGUCAUGGUCCUGAUUCUCCUUCAGCAUUUGUCACUUGUCGUAAAACAUAGCAUGCCAAGUUUAUGUGCUUUUAAAUAUUAUUUUUUUGGUCAUGGACUGAGCUUUUUCUUGAGUCCACUUAGAAUUUCCCUUCCCUUUUCAGUAUUGCUGUAUACUAAGCGAUUGCCGCACACAGCUGUGAAUUCUGCACUGCCUUUUUUUGCUUUUUAUUUUUUUCUAUGAUACCUCAUGAGAAAUAGGUUACACAAUUUUGCUGCUGAUUUGAGCAUUAGCUGGUGACUUGCAAGCCUGGAGGCCAUGUAUGUUGGGGGCAGCUGGAAUUUUAGACCCUUGCAAUACUUAAGGCUUAAGCAUUCAGCUUUGGCCUGUCAUCGUAGUGUUCAAUGCUGUGUAUUGAAUGAGAGCCUGCAGCACCCAGCCCCACACCCUGCUGCACAGGGGUCCUUGUUCUCCUGGACAGGGCUCCAUGGUUCCCCAGAGCAGUGCCGCUCUCAGCCUGGCUGCUCUUGGUGUUCGCACUGCUUCCAGUGCACAGUGACAGCCACUAGCAUUUAGCAUCCCUCUAGUUUCCCUGCGCUGCUUUUACUUCCUGGGAAAUGCGUUCCAAACACGGACCCACCAGCAUCAGGAAUUGAACGCUUGCUGAUGUGAACGGCUUGCCUUGUUCCUAGGUAGAUCUCGUUCGAAAUCUGUCCAAAGCUCUGAAGCAGUCUUAGAGUUGAAUUAGACAGAGGGUUUGAUAACAGGUUUUUGGCAUUAUCAGUUAAGCAUUAAUAGAAACUAGCUUAAUUUUCAUAGUGGUAAAUAGUUUUGUUCUUGAGUCCUAUGGGAAUGGAUUUUCCAUUAUGUGUAACGUCUUUAAAACACACACGCAUGCACCUUUACAAGAGUUUUUAAUUUUAAUUUCCAUGGAGUCUAGAAAUAAAUUUUCUAUAAUAAAACCUAUAAGCUGUAUGUCUGGGAUUUAGUCCUUGUUUCAAAUUUAAUGAAAUAGAAAAAUAGCAGGAGGUCUUAAGGCAUUGCCAAGGCCCUUGCUGUUACGUUUCCAUGUUAGUAAGCAAUGAGAAUUUCAUUUUUUCUUAUUAUUAGGCACAUCUUUAAGAUACAAAAAAAGAUACUUUGCUCAUAAGUUGGAAGGUGCUCUCUGAAGUGUGAAGUGUCUUACGGGAACAUUGUUGCUCUUUGGUAGGGUUAGGGCUUGGUGGUGGUGGCACAUUUUUCCGUGAUAGUUGGCACAGUGGCCAUGUGUGUGCCUUGGGGUUAAAAUCAAAGGAGGGCGGGCCUGGCUUUCUGGUUGCAAGCAGAUGGGCCUGGUCAGGGCAGUGGUUUUCUGGUAAGCACACACACUCACCAGCAUAGUGCUGCAUUUGGGGUGCUUUUUGCUUACGAAGCCCUUUUAUUCUUGAUUUGCUUUUCUCUAAACAUCCAGUGCACUGAGGCUGCUCAUGUAAGCCAGCCCUUCACCUUGCCUUUGCAAUUCCUUACAUAGGGUGGAAGCACAGAGAGAGACCUUCUCCCACCUCUUGUAUUUUCUCAUCUUAAAAGCAGACUGAGAGUAAGUUAACAUAUACAGAACCAAUAGCAGUGGGUGUUCGGAGGGUCUGUGGUUUGCUAAAAUGUUGUAAUUAUCAAAGCCUGCCUUAAACUCUUGGAUCUUUCUUUGGUCACUCAUUCAUUCUGCAAACAUUCAUCCAGGGCCUGCUUUUGUAUUUAAAGGAAGCUGAAAGCUCUCGGGUUGGCUGUGGCUUAGGACCCCUGAGAGCACAGCCCACCAGGCAGGGGCUGCUGGGAAGGGAAGCUGGCUGGAGUGACAGUCCUCAACAAAGACCUAAUGUGUUGUGGUCAGUUGGCUCAGGCUUGUGGUCUUCUCCCUGGAAGCCAAAGCUGCCCCUUUCAUCUCUGCAGACACUGUACUCUUCCAUCUGCCAGGGUCACACUGAGUGGCCUCUUCUGUUCAGGGGUUCAGUUCAUUAGGAUCUGGGUGUCCGUGUUUGUGUAAGAUGAAUGGGGGGGUUAUUUUGUGAGUGGGAAAAGAAUCAUCUCUCUAAAUUAGCUAUCAUGAAAGAAAUAGGAACAGCACAAACAGGAAACAGUAGUGGCCACUUUAGGGAAGGCAAAGUGAAGAGCUGUGAAGAAAGGUACUUCAAAUAGCAUUUAUACAAGUUGGCAGACAUGUGACAUUCCAUUGCAUCCUGACAAAUUACUGAACAGCAGGGGUAUUGUUUCCCUAGUUGGUUGUCACUGUUGGAUACAAAGAGAACUAGUGUUUCCAGGUUGUGUUUUUGAGAUAGUAAGCAAGUCACAAGCACAGUUUCAACAAAACACAUCCUGGAGGUGUGAUGAUGCUUACGUUUUUUUUGGAGUGGAGAAGAGCAAAAUUUGCUGACAAACCAGUGCCUAUCGUAAACAUAAACACAAGACUUAACUGUUAGUGUGUAGGCUGUCCUUGUCUUUACAUUCAUAAAGGUUACGUUCUGGUUAAACCUGACUACAUGUUUUGGGGGAAACCCAAUGCUUUUAUUCAAGUGAACACUCAGUGACUCACACUAUUUUUUGAUCAAUUCACAAAGUGUUUUUGCAGCUGCAUUUUUGUGCAUGACCAUUUUUCCCCAAGUAAUGAAAACAAUUUUGCAUGCCUCCUUCCAUCUAAUCCAGAAAGCAUGCUCUCACUACCUAUGCAAGCAACCAAUAAAAAAGUGUAGACUACACUAAAUGUUAAGUUUUUUUUUUAAAAAGGCAGUUCUUAGAUUUUGGAGCUCUAUUUUUGAAUUUGUAACUUUUAAAUGUGGCUUAAUUAUCAGUUUAGAUGAACAUGAAUGUGACUUUUGGUUUGCUUUGCAUAGAUGUUUCUGCCAGCUGUUUGGAUCAUUGGCUAGACUGUGUAAAAUAAUAGGUAUUUUGCAAGCAGAAGUGGAAUUGGAUGUGUGGACCAUAUACUGGUGUAUAUAUUGUAUUUAGCUUGGAGACUUUCCUAAAGUAUUUUGUUCUAAAAAUAACCUGUCAUUUUGUAUAGAUUUUAAUUGUUAUAUCUUCUAGGUUUCUACCGCCGUCACAAGGAAAGAAUGUGGCUUCAGAUAGUGCGAACAGUUUGUAAAAUACUUUGGUAGAGACAUGGAGCUCGAACAGGAAGGCUUUGGAGCUUUCACUGGUGGGAUUCAUGAUGGUGUUGCACUGGAGACUUAGGCCUACAUCCAGCUCACACUCAUCUAAAGCCAGUCUUUCCCAGGCUGGGGAAGAAGGGAUUUGUAGUAGACUUGAGAGGCUCUCCCCAGGGUUCUCCUACACCGCUUCUGAGUGACUUGUUCAAGGCUGUGAUACCUAGCAUUCCCUAGGAUCACCUGGGGAAUGUGUAAUGCCUGGUCCCCUUCCUGUGUUGUUGAUCUGAUAGUGCAGGAACUGGUCCCAGGAGUUACAAAUACUCUAAAGCUCCCAGGUGUUUCUUAUUUGCAGUCAGAAUUGAGAACCACUGUGAUAUGCCAUCCCUUUGAGAAUGAUGGCGAGAAUCACUGCCACACGCACGAGUGACCCCAAUUCUCUUGUUUUGGACAGGAAGAGAAAGGAAACCACGGUGACAGUCUCCUAUUUGAAAUACCAGGCCAAUGUGGAACUUGGCACUUGCCAGUCUGGUGGGAUACAGGCAGGGUGCCCUGAGGUGUCUGUGUCCUUCUCAGAGCUGUUCCCUCAGAUCCACUGUGGGGCUGAGACCCAUGGGGGAGGAGGAAGAAAACACAUAGAAAACCUUCCUAGCCUUGGAAAACCUGUCCCUGCUUUUGAUAGAUCUAUUGACAUUUUGUAGUAAUUGCAAACCCCAGGCUGCCACUGGAUUUCCUGCUUAGCUCAUUCUCUACUGUAGUUCUUAUCUGGAAUGUAGUUUCAGAAAUUCUUUUUAGUUUGAAAAAUGAAUGUGAAACAUUUUACUUGGAAUCUUUUCUUUUUUACCCCUCAUUGCUAUUUUUUUAUGUAAUUUUUAAAAAAAAUCAAGUAAUACCCCCCAAAAUCUGGCAGUACAUGUUGCCUGUGGAGGCAAAUGAAAAUUAGUUUUAAUCUGUGGUGAGUUGGGCACAUGUGACAUCUUCAGAGUAAUGUACUGUCCUCGGAUGGUUUCACCCUGUUGAGCAUCGUGCUGCCCACAAAAAAAAAAACCGGAGCACCAUUUACUUGGUGUUUUCACUAUUUGAAGGGAUAAAGAGGUUAGGGAAAAUCCAAGUUAGAAAUGCCUCUUUAGAAAGGCCUCCCAGGGUGAUGGUACUUGUCACAAUUGUGACAGUCACUAUGAAGUUUUCUAGGUGCUAUUCUAAAUGGUGUGGGUCACUGUGGAAAGGCAGUCACAGUUUCCGAAAUGAAGGUUCUUUGUAGACCUUUCCUUUCACACAUGAAUUUGUCUUUCAUACAGGUUUGCUCACCAACUGUGCCUCUCACCACUGGUUAAAAUUGAAUUCAAGACCCACUACAAAAAUAGUUUCUUGAUUGAACUCCUCCAUAUUUAUAUUGGCGUUUCUCUGGUUGUCUUAAAAGCUGCGUGUCGUAUCACUGCGCAAAUCAUUGGUAUUGCUCAUGCAUCUUCGGCAGUGAGUGCUGUGCAGUUUUCUUCUGUAGUUGUGCAGUAACACGGAGGGCAGGAUGUCUCUCCCAAAGAUGGCAAGAAAAGUACGUCAUACCUUCUCAGACCAAGUGCGUGAGACGUGCCACUGACUUCUGUUAUUUAUUUGUAUGUUUUAUUAUUCAAGGUGUAUGCACUUUUAAGAAGCAGAAUUUAUAUUUUUACGUUGAAAAUGUUUUAUUUCUGAAACAGCAGUUGAUUAUAUAGUAUACAGUUGGAAAUAAGAGAAAAGUGGAAAUGUAACCAUAUAAUAAAUUUAUUACACAAUGUCCUCCUCAAGC